Prorocentrum cordatum is the source of this 1392-nucleotide messenger RNA. The record is from the annotation of a GenBank genome assembly. Lineage: Eukaryota; Dinophyceae; Prorocentrales; Prorocentraceae.
AACCGCAUCGGCACUGAGGUCGGGGAGCUCGAGACCUGCACGACCUUGGCGGCGAGCGCCAAUGACCCAGGGAUGCGCGAGCUCGAGGGCUGGAAAGAGUUGGCUAUCGAGAACGUAGUUUCGCUCAGCGUGCCGAGCGCUAGGUACAGCAAGACCUUGCUUGAGUUCGUCGAGCAUUUCGGCGGCGGCGGCGUCGCUCCCCUCGUGGCGUUCCUGGAUUGUGCUGCCAAGCAAGUUGGCUGCAACGCUGCGCUCGGGCAACCGUUUUGGGAAGCGCUUGCGCGCGCAACUUUCGCAUCGAAGACCAGCAUGCAUCCUUUGAUUCGGGUGGCAAUUGCCAUUGCAAACCUCACGGGUGACAAGGCUGAGGACGGCGUGGCGCGCAUACUGGUGAAAGCUGACGUCACGAGGGUCGCAGGCAAGCCUAGGAUGGCUGAAGCAGCUAUUGCUGAACGCAUCCUUGGCGAAUCCAUGGCAAUCGCAAAGGGGCUCGACAGUGUCGAGGCGGCCUUGGAACCGGUUGGGCAGCUAUUCGCGAGGGUUGCGUUGAGGCCUGCGGGGAAGGAGAAGAUGGGCCGGGAGGACAAAGAGCACAAGUGGGGCGACAUAUGCAAAUCAUUCUUGGACAGCUCCAGCUGCCACAAGGGUCAGACCGUCACGCUCGACGAGUGGGCUAAGUGCGAGGCCUCGGGCGGCGCCGCAGCAACUGCCAAAGCGAAGACGACUGCUGCAGCCAGCGCGGCGACGCUCAGUGACCAUAAAGACCCGAAGUGGAUUGCCAAGCAGGCUGGAUACUCGGCUGGGUGCUUCGUAGUCCAGGAGGACGUUGCAGCCCAGUGGCCUUGCACGGUCUUCAACAUCGGCCAGACUGUCAAGCUCCGCGAAGCUGCCGACCGCGACUCGGACCGAGAGCCACACAUUGCUGAGAUUGCAUUUGCCGGUCUCAUUGAGCAGUGGUCGAUCUCGACGGCAGAGCCGCCAAUGCAGAUGGCGGGCGAUCAGCAGCGCCCACAGCAACUGCGCAUCGACAAGCAGGGGCUGCGUUGUAGCGAGCUCUUCUCGAACUGGAUGCCAAGCACAUGGGCAAGCAUAAGCUGGUCUUGUGGCGAACCAGAUGAGGUUCGGGCCACGAGCGCGAUCAAGCAGGGACAGCUUACGUUUGUCCCAGUGGCACCACUUACCAACAUAAGUUCGAAGAACACUGGGUCGGGCAUAUCGCUUGGCGAUCACGCGGUUGACAGCGACACCACGUGGGUCGGGUCAACCCACGAUAAGAAGCAAACCAACGUGGCUGCGGGCCACGUGUCCCACGGUGGCUUCACGCUGCCACUGCUGACCAACAUUGUCGACAUCCGGCCCAACGUAAAGCUCCAGAUGUUCGUCAAGUCCAAG